AUGAAUAUUUCCACAUCUACUUUCCAAACUUCAAGGAGGAGACUAAAGCAAAUAGAGGAAGAAGAAAAUGCGACCACUUUGCAAUUGGGACACGAGUUCCAAUUGACACAGAUUAACCAUCAAGGUGAGGAGGAACCCCUGAUUGCAUUGAAUCUGUCCGAAACAAGAUUGCUAAUCAAGGAGGCUCUUGUCGGUAGGAGAAGAGCGUUGAAGAAAGUGCAAAAGUCCAAUAUAAAGAAACGCAGUGACGCUAGGAAGGAUGAUCCAUCGGUUGAUGUGGAUGUUGAUGAAGAUGACGACGACGAUGAUGACGAUGACCAGUUUAUGAAUAAUGAAACGACAGAGAAGGAACUGGAGGCAUUGGAUUUGUUGCUGGAACAAACUACAACGGGGAACAACAAAGACUUGAAGAACACAAUGGAGUAUUUGACCAACUUCUCAAGGUUCAAAGAUCAGCAGACAGUCAGCGCAGUGAUACAGUUGAUGAAAACGGUCGAUGCGGAUCUGCAUCCUUUUGAGAUCGCCCAAUUAGGGUCCCUCGCUUGUGACACGGCAGAUGAGGCAAAGACACUGAUACCAAGUUUGAACGGGAAAAUAUCGGAUGACGUCCUGGAGAGAAUAUUGAAGGAAUUAUCCAGCCUGGCUAGUAUGUAUUGA
Huiozyma naganishii CBS 8797 is the source of this 657-nucleotide messenger RNA. It is a transcript of the gene RPB4, whose product is annotated as DNA-directed RNA polymerase II subunit RPB4. The record is from RefSeq and is a predicted model, not a curated record. The coding region runs from base 1 to 657 and encodes 218 amino acids. Gene Ontology annotation, biological process: mRNA export from nucleus in response to heat stress; nuclear-transcribed mRNA catabolic process, deadenylation-dependent decay; positive regulation of translational initiation. The transcript has a single exon. Lineage: Eukaryota; Fungi; Ascomycota; Saccharomycetes; Saccharomycetales; Saccharomycetaceae. Gene Ontology annotation, molecular function: translation initiation factor binding; nucleotide binding. Gene Ontology annotation, cellular component: RNA polymerase II, core complex; P-body.